AUGGUCACAAAACCCCGCGCGCCUGCCAAACAGGCAGCCGCACCUAAAGUCCAACCCCUACCCGAGAAAACCUUCAUCAUCGACAAUGGCGCGUACACCAUCAAAGCAGGAUACGCCCCAUCCUCAACAACACAGAACGAAGACGACGCUCUAUCGGCAUGCGUCACAAUACCAAACGCACUCGUAAAAACACGCGACAACCGCGUCUUCGUCGGCGCCCAGCUCUCAACACAUAUCUCUGACUGGAACGAAGCCGUCUUUCGCCGACCCGUAGAAAAGGGCUAUAUAGUGAAUUGGGAAGCCCAAAAGGAGAUAUGGGAGCAGGCAUUUUUCGACGAAAGGGCUGCUCGGAAUAAAGAAGCGCGAAUCGCGGACCCGGCGGAGACGACGUUGAUUCUUGCGGAUACGCCGAAUGGACUGCCGGCUUUGCAGAGGAAUGCGGAUGAGAUGGUCAUGGAGGAAUGGGGAUUUGGUGGCUACGCGAGGGUCGUUGGACCUACGUUGAAUGCUUGGAACGAUAUACAUUCUAUAUUUGGCGACCCUACGAAUAACUCAGCAACAACAAUAUCUCCAGCAGAAUGCCUUAUAGUUAUCGAUUCCGGAUACUCGCACACAAUCGUCACACCUGUAUACAAAGGCCAACCCCUCCAACGCGCCAUCAGAAGACUCGAUUUGGGCGGCAAACAUUUGACAAAUUACAUCAAGGAAAUGGUCUCAAUGCGCCAGUACAACAUGGUUGACGAGACACAUAUAAUGAACGACGUCAAGGAAGCGGUAUGCUAUGUGUCCAGUGACUUCAAAGCCGACAUGGAGCAAGUGUGGAAAGCGAAAAAGGCCCGAGGUCAAUCUCAGGCUUUGGCCGAAGGUAUCGUUGUGGACUAUGUGCUCCCAGAUCCUACCGCCAACAAAAAGGGGUUUGUGCGCUCGCAUGAUCCUCUGAGCAAUGCGAAGAAGCGGAAGAGUUUGAUGUCUGGAUCUGGUGAUCUUGCGACGGAGGAUUUCCUCGUUCUUGGCAAUGAACGAUUUACCGUACCGGAAAUCUUGUUUAACCCUUUGGAUAUUGGCAUGAGACAGGCUGGUAUUCCUGAGAUUGUUAUGGAGAGUUUGUCUGUGCUACCGACUGGUCUUCAUCCGGCUUUCUUGGCUAAUAUUCUGGUCGUCGGUGGCAAUGCACUUAUUCCUGGGUUUAUAGACAGACUGGAAAUGGAAAUUCGACAGUUGGCAUCCGCCGAAUGUGUCGUCCGCGUGAAACGGCCAAAUGACCCCAUUCGCUCCACAUGGUUGGGAGGAUCACGCUUCGCGACAGAUCGCCAGGAACUGGCAACCGUUGCGAUAACAAGGCAGGAAUACCUUGAAUAUGGAUCUGCAUGGGCUGGAAGGCGGUUCUCGGGGGCUGUCUGA
Messenger RNA from Talaromyces marneffei, 1401 nucleotides. RefSeq lists its product as uncharacterized. The coding region runs from base 1 to 1401 and encodes 466 amino acids. The record is from RefSeq and is a predicted model, not a curated record. NCBI's taxonomy places the organism in Eukaryota, Fungi, Ascomycota, Eurotiomycetes, Eurotiales, Trichocomaceae. Gene Ontology annotation, molecular function: nucleosome binding. Gene Ontology annotation, cellular component: Swr1 complex. The transcript is spliced from 4 exons.